AUGAAUAACUUCCCGCCACACGGUGUUCCAACGAACAUGGGCAAUCCUGGCAUGGGACUGCCCAUGGGUGCUCCUGGUAGUGCCAUGAACCCGGGUAUGAUCCCAGGAGGCAAUAACAUGAUGAUGUACCGACAGAGUCUGACCGCGACGACAAAGAACAUGUUGGCAGCAGCAGCUCCUGGAAGUUCUGAACAGGGUUUCCAUCCUGUGCAAGGUCAACCACAACAAUUCGUUGGUCCACAGAACAAUCGAGUCGGUCAGAACCUGGUUCAGAACAAAGCUAUGGGAGGCAUGGCACCACCCGCCUCACCAGCCAUGGGCGGUCCUAUGAAAGAUCAGAAGGAUGUUAAACCCAUCAUCAACAAUAACCCUUCAGGUAUUCCAGAAGGGUCCCCUCACAAUGCUCCCGCUGCUCCAGGCCAGGGAGGGCCUUCAUCCAACCCUACAGGGAGCGCACACGGCACAGCACCCCCGACUCCGAAUACCAUAAAUUCAAGCAUCACGCAGUCCCCUGCUCCAAACGGAACACCAUCAGGACCUCCGGCUUCGAUCCCUGCAAGCCAACCGCAAGCCAAUCUAGGCGAUCUACCACCUAAUUUCAUGUCUUCGGAUUUCAUCCAAUCUAUGUCAGCAUUGGAGGAUUUAGACCCAUCCAUGUUUCGGACAGACUUUGAGCAAGACUUCCGUGAAUGGUUCGAUCCGACCGGUGUGGACCUCAAAUGA
Suillus paluster is the source of this 723-nucleotide messenger RNA. RefSeq lists its product as uncharacterized. Bases 1 to 723 code for a protein of 240 amino acids. The transcript is spliced from 2 exons. Lineage: Eukaryota; Fungi; Basidiomycota; Agaricomycetes; Boletales; Suillaceae. The record is from RefSeq and is a predicted model, not a curated record.